This is a messenger RNA of Ochlerotatus camptorhynchus, 1214 nucleotides long. RefSeq names its product G kinase-anchoring protein 1-A-like. The transcript has 2 exons. The record is from RefSeq and is a predicted model, not a curated record. The coding region runs from base 71 to 1042 and encodes 323 amino acids. Gene Ontology annotation, cellular component: Golgi apparatus. Gene Ontology annotation, biological process: signal transduction. NCBI's taxonomy places the organism in Eukaryota, Metazoa, Arthropoda, Insecta, Diptera, Culicidae.
ACUCCAUUUAUCUUUCCGUAAUUUGGUGAAAUUUUCCAAAAUUUGCCGAAUUUCUCGCUGCCAAUAAGCAAUGGUAUCGAUCGUUCCAUCUCGGUUCGCUGGGUUACGAAUAGAGGACGAUGACGACGAUUACGUGAGACCGAAUCAGAAGCAGAAAAAUGCAUCCAAUCAAAAGACUGCACCGUCGGUUGCAACCGGCAGCAAGCAGAAACAGGCCGGUAAUAACCAACAACAGCAAAAUAACCAGAAGAAACCAAAGCCGAAAAAGCCCAAAAAGUCAAAUAAUGAAGCCGCACAGACUGAGCAGUGGGAUAAAUGGCAGGAAAAGGAUACGGAAAUAGUCGACAAUCACUUCGAAAAAGAUUUAGAACAAGCUCUACUGAUGUCUAAAUUGGAUUUUGAAGCAAACAAAACAAAGUAUCAGAAAACCGAACGUGAAACUAAACAGGCCUCAAAAUCCAAGAAAACGAGGCCACUAUCUUUGCAACAAUUCCAAACUAAAGUCGACAAAGACACUGUCGAGAAGGAAGUUCUGCGGCAACGCAAGGAAGAGGAAACCGAGUACAACCGGAAGUUUACCUUCUUUGAACAGAUCGAUCGGGAAACGAAGCAAAUCAUUCAGAAGGAACAGUUCAAAGCAUUGGUUGCGAACCGGGAGUAUGGUACUGAACAAUCUCUGACGGAAGAGGACGACAAAUCUGAUUCGCCUCCACCUGAAGCAACUGAAGUGGAUCUUCUCAAAGCAGAGAAUUCCGCCCUGAAAACAGAACUGGAAACACUUCGAGCCAAGUACAAAAAAAUUUACUCGGUACUGAAGAGCGGAGAAAUGAAGGAUAAAACCGAACUCUUGGUCGAGAUUGAGAAGCUUAAAAAGACUCGGGAGGAUAUGACGACUGAAAUGACGGCACUCUAUGCGCAGUUAGAACAGGAGAAGUCCAAGAUGGGCUCGACGGGGCACGAAAAAGGUAAGGAAAAAAGUGCUGGCCGCAAGUCUGUUCGAUUCGAUGCCUCGUCUGAAGUACAAAACGGAAAAGGAGAAUAGGUUGCUCGAAAACCGUUCCACAAACUGCUGUUCCUUUUGCUUAUUGAUUUUUACCACAUGUACUGAAGUAUGGACGAAAUGGAUCGUUCGGUAUUACUAAAAUUUCCAGGAAUUUUAAUGUUCUAUCAGUUAGGCCCUUGUAGUAGUGCAAAAAGAAUUAAAUGUAUGGAAU